GAUCUUUUCAAAUACAAAUACAUUUCAGCUACUGAAUUGAAACAAUACUAUAUACACUGAAUAGAAAACUACUUACACACAUCGCCAUCUUGACAACUCAUACACUCGCACUUGGCGUUGCGUUCUUGACAGUGAGAAUAUUUGCAUCAUAGCAAGCGAAUAUUUCACAUGGUUGUAAAAAUCCAUUGAGAAAAGUGUUCAACAGUUAGCAUAAAAGUGCAAAUCGAGAAUAUUGAUAUAGAAAACACGUAGAACAAAUACAGGUGUCAAAAAUGCUUUGGAAAAAAGAGAGUAAGAAUAUUUUGUGGGACAAAGAAAGCAAUCAACAGAAUGCGCUGUUCGUUGAUCUAUUUGCCAACGUAAAGUUUGAUAUUCCAGCUCCGCGCGGUGUUUUGCCGCAGAAAAGUGAUCAAAUAUCGCAAAGAUUGCGUGAGAAAGGCAACGAUUACUUUGUACGAAAAGAUUAUUUUGCUGCAAUGAAACUCUACAAUCAAGCCCUUUGUUUUGCUGAAAAUGGAUCAGAGCAGUUGAGCUAUGCGUAUUCAAAUCGAUCGAGUUGCUUCUUUCGUUUAAAAUUGUACAGCAAAUGCCUGGUUGACAUUGAACUCGCGCUGCAAUCAAAUUGUGCACAACAACUGAUACCAAAACUGAACGACCGCAAAGCCAAAUGCCUCGAGGUAUUGGAUGAAGAGCUGUCAUAUUUUGCGCCAAAACUAUCCCAUGAACCGGACGAACGAUUUCCGUGUAUGGUAAAAGUGCUUGAAAUGCAGCAAAAUGUGGAAUUUGGACGAGAAAUCGUAGCGACAGCCGAUAUUCCAGCCGGAAAGACGAUUAUGGUGGAGGAUGGAUUUGCUGCUGGUCUUUACGGUGAAGCUGGCGUAAAUUGUGACAUAUGCUACUCAAGCUACACCAAUUUGAUUCCGUGUUACACGUGCACAAGAUCUAUGUUCUGCUUUGGAAAAUGUGACAAGAAUGAUUUCCACUUCGUUGAAUGUGGUUUGCGAUGGAAGCCUCAAGGUCCGUUCGAUUAUCGCUAUUCAGUGGUACGUUCAAUCGUUUUCGCACUGAAAACCUUCACAAAUGUCGACGACCUGAUGGAAUUUGCUGCAAGUGCCAUAAUGAGCGAUCAGUUCGAAUUGCCCGACUCAAUGUUGGAUGAUAAAGCGAAGUACAACGUAUUCUUCAGAAACUUUAAAAGUAAUUUUCCCGGUUGGUCAGAGGGCCACCAGCAUGGAAUUCAAAGUGUUUAUGAAGGUCUCAUCAGUCAUGAAUUCAUUUCACAAAAAUUUCCAACCAAACGCAAAGAACGCUUUCUGCAACACUUGAUCAGCCACCAUAUUCAAGCGAGGAGGAGAAUGAUGACUAUCAACUGUACCAUGCAAAAGGGCUUCACUCCUUUGAUUGGAUUAUAUUUCAAUCUCUCUUGCACUCCAAACGCCACGCUACUUUUCUCUGAUAGUGGCUCCUAUGUGUUGACCAUUAGACCAAUCAAAAGUGGCGAACAAUUGUUUGUCCACUAUAUGGACGAGGAUUUUAUGGUGAAAAACAUUGGAUAUAAGGAACGGCGAGCGAAGAUUCAAAGGGACUUGAACUAUGUUUGUAUGUGUGAACGAUGUAUUGCAGAAUCAUCGAAUCAAAAAGCACCAGAACUAUUUGAUGACAGCACAAGAUAUGUGGUACUGGAAAAAAUUAGAAUGGGCAUGAAUCAACCAGCUUAUCUGCUAAUCUACCGUAAAUCGCGACCAAUUUUCAAACAUUUCAAAUGAAAGUGCAGCUCGAACGUGGGAUUCAAUCCUGAAGAUGAAGAAGAAAGGGAAAAAUAAAUAAGAACAACAUUGCACACCUGGAACAUAACAAUAAUUGAUAUUAUAACAUAGUAGCAACGAGUAGAGAUACGAACUCAAUUAACGAAAUAGAAAAUAAAAACAUGAAAUCACGUGGCCUAGACACAUACCAAUCAAUUCCAAAAUAUGAAACAUAAACGUCAUACGCACAAAUUGUUCUAUCCAAGUGGCUUGAAUUUAAACAAAAUUUAUGUUUUUAAUUGAAAUAAUGUGCUUUAAAAAUAUACUAUAUACACAUAUAAAUUUUAAUCUCUUCGCACGCAUCCCCGACGGUUUUGCCCAGAGGAUUGCGUUUUUAUGUCAGCUUUUUGUGUAUCUAUAUGAUUUUUCGGUUGGGAGGACAAUUUUUUUACUUGUAUUUUUUGAACAAUCAAUUACAAUUAAAUACAUUCAAAUAUAGCUUUGUCAUUCUCGAAAGUAAAAAAGAAAACACAGAGAAAA
Molecule: messenger RNA, 2285 nt
Organism: Sitodiplosis mosellana (orange wheat blossom midge)
Lineage: Eukaryota; Metazoa; Arthropoda; Insecta; Diptera; Cecidomyiidae
Exons: 1
Coding region: 273-1766 (497 amino acids)
Molecular function (GO): protein binding
Source: RefSeq, a predicted model, not a curated record